Myxocyprinus asiaticus (Chinese sucker) is the source of this 654-nucleotide messenger RNA. RefSeq names its product chromosome 12 C17orf67 homolog (gene c12h17orf67). The transcript is spliced from 4 exons. The coding region runs from base 107 to 364 and encodes 85 amino acids. NCBI's taxonomy places the organism in Eukaryota, Metazoa, Chordata, Actinopteri, Cypriniformes, Catostomidae. The record is from RefSeq and is a predicted model, not a curated record.
AAUGUGUGUAUGUGUAGUCAUGACGUAGUCAUGCACCUCUCCUCCUCAUAAGUUGGGUAAACACUCAGGGGAAGUUAUUUCGAACUGAGGACGGACAGAAGCGAAAAUGCAGCUGGUGGCAUGCCUUUUUUGCGUGGUCUUAUUGACCUUAUGCACAGAUGCAAACCCCAUAAUUAAGGAGAGCUUUGCAAAGCAGCUUCUCCGCACCAAGAGACAGAAGCCUGGAUACCCUGAUGAACCUAUGAGGGAGCACAUGCUGCAUAUGCAGAGGCUGGAGCAGAGGGCUCGAGAGACCAAUCUGGAGCACUGGCUGAACCCCCACUGCUUCCCCCGCUGUGACCGCAACUAUGGCUACCCUGCCUAACCGGCCUACAGUGAUCCAUAAGGUGAAGACGACAAUUGCGGUGACGACUAUGCCGAUGAAGACAACGAAACGGAUUGCAAUAAAAAGACCCCAAAAUGCUGAGGAGGUCAAGGACGCAAAAAGCCGUGAAGACACCCACAUAUCGAUAAUAUAGAAGCAUUUUAGAGAUGUCUUAUUUAGAUAUAAUAAAACCCGAUACGAUAUUAUCGGUCUAAAAUAUGUGUUUGAGAAAAUAGAAAACGUAUUACAACAUGUAAUUUUAGAUUGGAGACUAAUAAUAAAUGCUGUUC